Molecule: messenger RNA, 810 nt
Organism: Lodderomyces orthopsilosis Co 90-125
Lineage: Eukaryota; Fungi; Ascomycota; Pichiomycetes; Serinales; Debaryomycetaceae
Exons: 1
Coding region: 1-810 (269 amino acids)
Source: RefSeq, a predicted model, not a curated record
AUGCUUUGGCUUACACUUUUCAUCAUCUCCACCGCAUUAUCACUACCUGAUCAGUCACAAUCGUGCAUAAGUAAUGUCAAUAUUCCAUUCACGGGAUACAAGGUUGAAUAUCAAUUAAAUGUGAAGUUAUGGAGCGGUACAUAUCAUUUACUAUACUGUAAUGAUAACAAAUUGUUAUAUGAUUUGAACUUGAAUCAUACUAUUCCCUGGACACAACCGAUAAUUUUUCACAAGUCAAGUGUUAUUGAAGGUGAUUUCAUCCUUGCUCGAAGGAAAACAUUUGCGUUGAGAAGUUUUCCAAUAUUCCUACCUAAUACUCUUGUUGGCUCAUUAUACUAUAGAAAUUCAUUAAACAAGCUUCAACUUUAUAAUAAUACAGAGCCACAGCUGAACUCAGUACCUUUAAUUGCAGCGAAUAUGCUACAAAACUGGUGUGAAGCGAGCUAUAAGUUGGAGGUAAUAUGUCAUGUGCCAGUAUUGACCACCCCCGGUAUAGACUCAAAGUAUUAUAGUUUUGGAUUUUUUGACUCAUCACGAGAACAAAAUGAUUGGGAUAAGUAUAUAUCAAUGCUGGAAAAGUAUGAUUAUAGAGAUGAUUCUCGUAUCCUAUUGAGGAAAGGCACGGAUACAGUUUUUAGUCAGGUUGAGAAAUUAAUUGAGAGACAUAAAGUGUUAAAAGCUAAGAUUAGACGAGCUAGAGCUGUUCAGAAUGCUACCGAGCUUUGGUGGAGUUUAAUCAUGUUGUCUAAAGUUGUUAGUGAGGAGAUAUUCAACAGGCUAGUGAUAAAAAUAGACCGACUCCUACAAUGA